AUGGGACCAGCUGCGAUUAUCGACGAGCUAGCCCCUACACAUCGUCAAAUCGCAGCGCGACAUGUUAUGCCGAAGGAUUUACCGUUGUUCAGUGGCAAUUCCGAAGAGUGGCCCAUGUUCUUCAGUGCUUUUAACACCUCCACGGAAGCAUGCGGCUACAGUAACGUUGAAAACCUUGGUCGUCUCCAACAGUGCCUGAAGGGUGCCGCAUUGGAGGCAGUUCGUAGUCGUUUAUUAUUACCUACAUCAGUGCCACAAGUGAUACAUACGCUGCAGAUGCUGUACGGGCGGCCAGAACAAAUAAUAUACGCGCUGCUCCAGAAGAUCCGCGAUGUUCCAGCACCAAAAGCGGAUAAUUUGUGCACGAUCGCGGCUUUCGGCAUGGCGGUACAGAACUUCAGCGAACAUUUGGAGGCGGCGGGACAAGUGCAACAUCUAUCUAACCCGGUGCUGCUCCAAGAACUUGUGGAUAAGCUGCCAGCAAAUUUGAAGCUUGACUGGGUGGCGUUCAAACGACAAUUCGCGGCGGUCGACCUCCGUGUAUUCGGUCGGUACAUGGCAAAUCUGGUCUCGGCAGCAGCUGAAGUCACUCUUACGUUGGAUCCAAGGGGAAGUAAGCAGAAGAGAGAGGAGAAGCUGAAAGGUUUUGUGAAUGCUCAUGCUGCUACAUCAGACGCAACAGCUGACGAGGCCCCGAAGGUGGAAUCACCAAAAGCAGCUUCGCAAAUUAGCUGUUUGGUCUGCGGGAAUCCAGACCAUCGAGUGAAGGAUUGUGACGUCUUCAAAAAGAUGGACCGGGAUGACCGCUGGCAAGUGGUGCAUAAUUAUUAUUUGUGUCGUAUCUGCCUCGGGAAGCACGGAAGAAAACCCUGCCGGUCCUCAUCGCGCUGUGAAGUUCUAGGUUGUCAAAUGCGACACCAUCCGCUUCUGCACGGCGAUUCGGGCAGUUCGUCGACCAAUCCAUCUCAUCCAAUACCUCAAAGAGGCGGAGCAGGCCAGCGAAGUGAUGCAACGGAAGGUGUGAAUGCUCACAACGUCCAGAGCUCGACACUGUUUCGCAUGUUGCCGGUGCGACUCUUCAACAAAGGACGGUGUAUUGAGACGCUAGCUUUCAUCGACGAAGGAUCGUCCGUCACACUCCUCGAAAAGGGAAUAGCCGACGUACUACAGGUUGAAGGCACGGAAAAGCGUCUUUGCCUAACCUGGACAAGCAACGUUAGCCGUGAGGAAGAAGGCUCCCGUCAGGUAGAGGUGGAGAUUUCGGGUAUCAGUGGAGGCAAGCGAUAUCCACUAAAAGACGUCAGGACGGUCGAGUCCCUUGCACUACCUGCGCAGACGUUGUGCUAUAAAGAGCUUGCCGAGCGUUUCCCUCAUCUGCGGAAGCUACCGGUCGUAGACUUCGAAUCCAAAGCUCCAGGAAUUCUCAUUGGAGCCAAGAAUACUCACCUCACCGCCACCCAACAAAUACGCGAAGGUUGCGUGGGAGAGCCGGUGGCAGCAAAAACUCGUCUCGGAUGGGCGAUCUACGGCUCAAUGCCAAACGGGACGAACGUUGCGAGUUGCAACUUGCACAUCUGUGGUUGUGAUGUAGACAGGAGCCUGCACGAGCUAGUGAAGCAAUACUUCACGGUCGAGAACGUGGGCGUCUCGGUGAAUCAGAGUCCCGAAUCGAACGACGACAAGCGAGCGAGGGCAAUACUCGAGCAGACGACUAGAAGAGUCGAAAACGGCUUCGAGACUGGAUUACUGUGGCGCUACGAUUAUGUAGAAUUUCCCAAUAAUUACGCUAUGGCUGUCCGACGGCUACGGUGCUUGGAACGCCGUUUCAACGCGGAUUCAUCCUUGUUUGAUAAAGUCCAGCGGCAGAUAGCGCAAUACCAGCAAAAGGGCUACAUUCACGAAGCUACGGAGGAGGAACUAGCCGAAGCGGAUCAAAGGAGACUGUGGUAUCUGCCGGUUGGAAUAGUUCGAAACCCCAAGAAGCCCAACAAGAUUCGCAUCGUGUGGGAUGCCGCAGCAACAGUGAACGGCAUAUCCCUGAAUAGCAUGCUACUAAAAGGACCGGAUCUAGUCCAACCUCUCCCAGAUAUUCUCUGUGGAUUCCGUGAGCGGAAGAUUGCAGUCGUGGGAGAUAUCAUGGAAAUGUUCCAUCAGUUGAAGAUACGGCAAGCAGAUCGUUACAGUCAGUUGUUCGUCUGGCCCGGUGAAACCGGGCGUCCUCCGAAAACCUUCGUGAUCGACGUAGCAACCUUCGGCUCAACUAGCUCACCAUGCUCGGCGCAGUUCGUAAAAAAUUUGAAUGCAGCCGAGCAAGCAGAACAAUAUCCGAGGGCCGCGGAGGCGAUUGUGCGCCGGCAUUAUGUCGACGAUUACCUGCAUAGUUUCGACAGUGAGGAAGAAGCAUGUCAAGUUGUAGAGGAGGUCAAGUUGGUGCAUAAACGAGGCGGAUUCACAAUUCGCAACUGGCUUUCGAAUUCAGGCGCAGUACUCCGCCAGAUUGGGGAUACCGAAGCGAGAGCAACGAAGAUCGUCGGUGAAGGCGGUCCCGAAGCAGAACGCGUGCUAGGCAUGCAAUGGAGAGCAACCGAGGAUGUCUUCGUGUUCUCCAGCGAUACCGACUUGGGAGCUUACGGUGCGUUAUGA
Messenger RNA from Toxorhynchites rutilus septentrionalis, 2643 nucleotides. RefSeq lists its product as uncharacterized. The transcript has a single exon. The record is from RefSeq and is a predicted model, not a curated record. NCBI's taxonomy places the organism in Eukaryota, Metazoa, Arthropoda, Insecta, Diptera, Culicidae. The coding region runs from base 1 to 2643 and encodes 880 amino acids.